AUGGCAGUUUUCAGCACACUUCUGACUUUGGCACUUCAGGCUCUUACAUUUCUCUUCUUUCUGCUUAUCGUUGCGUUUCUUGCAUACUGCUUGUACGUUAAACACAUUCAUAUGAAAUAUGAUCACAUACCCGGUCCACCGAGGGACAGUUUUCUCCUCGGACAUUCGCCGACGUUUUCAAGGAUAUUAAAAAAUGGCGGAAAUGUACAUGAAAAAUUCCUGGAGUGGGCAGAGGAGUAUGGGCCUGUGUGCAGGAUAAAUGCUCUUCAUUAUGUUCUAGUGUCUGUGUCGUGUCCAGAGGCAACAAAGGUAGUAUUGAUGUCCUCAAAGUACUCCAAGGAUACGUUUUCUUACAAGAGACUUGCCAGCCUGUUUGGUCAAAGGCUCUUAGGCAAUGGGCUGGUAACAGCACGGGAUCAUGAGCAGUGGUACAAACAGCGCCGGAUCAUGGACCCUGCAUUCAGCAGCCUGUAUCUGAGAGGUCUGAUGGGAACCUUCAAUGAGAGGGCAGAGAAACUGAUGGAUAAACUUGCAGAGCUUGCUGACAGUAAAACAGAAGCUAAUAUGCUCCAUCUUGUCAACUGUGUCACCCUGGAUGUUAUUGCUAAGGUUGCCUUUGGGGUGGACUUGGACCUGCUGAGGAACACUUCACCUCUCCCAAAAGCCAUUGAGACAUGUCUGAAAGGAAUGGUUACCUAUGUUAGAGACAUAUUUUUUGAGUUCAAUCCAAAGAACAGAGCGUAUAUUCAUGAGGUGAGGGAAGCGUGCCGCCUGCUGCGUAAAACUGGAGCUCAGUGGAUCAACGAGAGGAAGAUCGCCAUUGAAAACGGUGACGAGGUUCCCAGGGACAUCCUGACCCAAAUCAUCAAAACUGCCAACCAAGAGAAAAGCAUGACUGAGGAAGAUGAGCAGUUUAUGUUGGACAAUUUUGUGACAUUCUUCAUUGCUGGCCAAGAAACAACAGCCAAUCAGCUGGCUUUUUGCAUCAUGGAACUUGGAAGACAUCCUGAUAUACUGGAAAGAGUGAAGAAAGAAGUGGACGAUGUUAUUGGGAUGAAACAUGAAAUAAGCUACGAUGACCUGAGCAAGUUGGUCUACCUGCCACAGGUGUUAAAAGAGACUCUGAGAAUGUACCCCACAGCUCCGGGCACCUCUCGUCAUAUUGCUGAAGACAUGGUCAUUGAUGGUAUCCACAUACCUGGAGGAUUUAUUGCUCUUUUCAGCUUCUAUGUGAGUGGGAGACUGGAGAGAUUCUUCAAGGAUCCACUGAGAUUUGAUCCAGACAGAUUUCACCCAGAUGCUCCCAAGCCUUGUUACUACCACUACCCUUUUUCCCUCGGUCCUCGUUCGUGCCUGGGAAAGAACUUUGCUCAGAUGGAGGCUAAAGUGGUGAUGGCCAAACUGCUCCAGAGGUUUGACUUCACUCUUGUCCCGGGACAGACCUUUGACAUCCUGGAUGCUGGCACACUCAGACCAAAGAGUGGAGUGUUGUGCACUUUGAGUCACAGGGAUUACAGAAAAUAA
Messenger RNA from Pelmatolapia mariae (spotted tilapia), 1524 nucleotides. RefSeq names its product cholesterol 24-hydroxylase-like. Bases 1 to 1524 code for a protein of 507 amino acids. NCBI's taxonomy places the organism in Eukaryota, Metazoa, Chordata, Actinopteri, Cichliformes, Cichlidae. The transcript has 15 exons. The record is from RefSeq and is a predicted model, not a curated record. Gene Ontology annotation, molecular function: cholesterol 24-hydroxylase activity; iron ion binding; heme binding. Gene Ontology annotation, biological process: cholesterol catabolic process.